GAGCCCGAUCCGGCCAUGGCCAUGGCGUCCCCGGCCAUCGGGCAGCGCCCGUACCGCCUGCUCCUCGAACCCGAGCCGCCGCGCUACUUGCAGAGCCUGGGAACGCCGGAGCCGGCCGCGACCUCCGGCCGCGCCUCGCGCCGCUGCGGGUCCGCCGCCCUGGCCGCCGCGCCCGGGGCGCGCGAGGGGCACGGCGCCCGGAGGGCUGCGCGGGUGGACCUGGAGCCCCAGCCGCGGGCCGCCCGCCCAGCUCGCCCGCUCCGGCCCGGGCUGCAGCAGAGACUACGGCGGCGGCCGGGGGCGCCCCGGCCCCGCGACGUGCGGAGCAUCUUCGAGCAGCCGCAAGAUCCCCGCGUCCCGGAGGAGCGAGGCGAGGGCCACCGCUUUGCGGAGCUGGCGCUGCGGGGCAGCUGCUGCUGCUGGUGCGAUCUGUGCGGACGCGAGGUGCUGCGGCAGGCGCUGCGCUGCGCUAACUGUAAAUUCACAUGCCAUCCAGAAUGCCAGCACCUGAUCCAGCUGGACUGCACCCAUCAGGGAGGGGCGCACCGGGACAGACCCUCUCCAGAGAGCACCCUCACUCCACCCUCCCACCAGAAUGCAGGUGCCACCGUGGACACCCCAGGGAGCCCCCCCACACUGCAGGAACUCAAGCAGAAGAUUGAGAGUUACAACACUCGAGAGAAGGACUGCUUGGGCAUGAAGCUGAGUGAAGAUGGCACCUACACAGGCUUCAUCAAAGUGCAUUUGAAGCUUCGGCGGCCGGUGACAGUGCCUGCUGGAAUCCGGCCCCAGUCUAUCUAUGAUGCUAUCAAAGAUGUGAACCUGGCCGCCACCACAGACAAGAGGACGUCCUUCUACUUGCCCCUUGAUGCCAUCAAGCAGCUGCACAUCAGCAGCACCACCACAGUCAAUGAGGUGAUCCAAGGGCUGCUCAAGAAGUUCAUGGUCGUAGACAAUCCCCAGAAGUUUGCACUCUUCAAGCGUAUCCAUAAGGAUGGGCAAGUACUUUUCCAGAAACUCUCCGUGGCUGACUGCCCCCUCUAUCUGCGCUUACUUGCUGGGCCCAACACAGAUGUUCUCAGCUUUGUACUAAAGGAGAACGAGACUGGAGAGGUAGAGUGGGAUGCCUUCUCCAUUCCUGAACUCCAGAACUUCCUAACAAUCCUGGAAAAGGAGGAACAGGACAAAAUUCAACAAGUGCAGAAGAAGUAUGACAAGUUCAGGCAGAAACUGGAGGAGGCAUUAAAGGGAUCCCAAGGCAAACCUGGCUAACUGGCCCUGCUUCCUCCUCCCUCGGUGCCCUCAAAUUUAUUUUUAUUAUUAAUUAUUUUGCAACAGACAUUUCUUCUCAGGAUGUCUCUGGCAGAUAUGUCUAUCUCCACGGAAGUUCUGGAUGUGACCUGGUCUCUGAUAGGACAUGUAUGGGGCUGGGGCUUGUGAUGGCCAUGCCAUGCCCAGAAAGGCUAGGCUUGUAUCAUCUGUAGGGUUUUACAGACCAAACACUUGAUUCUCCAUCAUCACACUGGAAUCAUUCCUACUAGCUGACAAAGGAAAGAAAGAUGGUUUUAGAAUUCUGUAUUCUCAUACUUGCUUGGUUUUUCUUCCAUUUUUCUUCUUUGCCAUCACAGUACCUUUAUUUAUGAGUUGAAAUUUGCACCACGUUCCUUAAGCAGGUUUGAACUAGACCCUAGAAUGCUCAUGAAAAAGAACUAUCCUCCACUAUCCCAAGGUACCUGCUGCUCCUCUUAAGGGAAGGUCAUAAAGCCACUGGCCCAGGUGCCAAAGAUCAAAGCUGAUGUUGGCUUAAAGAUUCCAGAGACACUGCAGCUUGCCCAGGCUCCAGCACUCAAGAGUCUGUGCAUAUAAAUCCAAAUCUGCGGACAUGUGGCACAAGUCAAAUAUUUGUCAACAAUUGUUUGUUUUUAAGUUACCAUUAAAUCCGCUAUCAUCUUCACAUGUUUCCACCAAAGGGAAACAAGCCAUCUAUGAUUUUUAAAGUCUCCUGAUGAGUACAGAAAUCAGGCAGUUGGAGAAAGCCAAAGAGCGUUGCUGAGAAGCAUGGGCACGCUGUACUCAGCCUUCCCCCAGUAGUGCAGAUGGCCUGGCUGCCAUGUUUUCUCCCAUGGCCACUCUCCUCUCAGUGGGAUGCUGAAGCCUCACCUAGAAGCUUGGUCAUGGGACUCAGCCAACUUUACUGUUCAGAAACACCAUCAUGUUCAGUAAGCCUGUGGGCCCAGCCUCCCUGCUGACCUCAGUGCCUUUUCAUUUGCCGAGAGACUCAGGAGCAGGGUGUAAGCAUAAAACUCUGCUCCUGACAUGCUUCAUUUGAGAAGGAGGCGAGACCAAGAGAACUCUAUGGUGUGAGGGUCAUGGGUCUUUUCCAUCCAAUGCCUUGGGCUCCUAGGAAUUGCUGUCAAACCUCAAGUCAGAUUCCGUAACUCUGCAGCUCUUUGCUUAUGUUCAAACUUUAAAAUAAGUUAAGUCAUGCAAAUAGCCAGCCUGCAGAAACUCCAGUGCAGAAGGAGGACUUGAACUUCUAAUCCAGUCUCUGAGAGACCAUUUCUUUGUUGUCUUUUGCUUUGUCAAGACCCUGUUAGGUUGGUUCAAGUCUAAAGAAGUAUUGUCAAGUCUAAGAAAGAAAAAGUGUUCUGAGAAAAAAAUCUCAGAAGAUUUUUCUGUGAUGCUUGCUGAAUCCACACUACCCCUGGUCCCAGAAGGUGUGCUGGCCCCUCAUACUCCAAACUGUGUGGUUCUCCAAACUGCAAAAGCAAGAGAGGCUGACAGCUCUAUGAGAUUUAUGAACCCCUAAACCUGGUUAUCUGGCUCAGCUUCAUUGCUUCCCUGCUCCUUCAAAAGUUUUUUUAAAGCCUCUCUCUGCUGUGUAUUAAAUGAAGUGGGAGAGAGAGCCCUUUCCUCUUCGUGCUGCAUGGCUCUUGUGAACAAAGGCAUGGCUCCUGCUGCAAUUGCUGUGAAUGCUGCUCAAACUCCCCUGUUUGGGGUGGCCAUUUUAUUUUUGAGGACAAAAAAAAAGUUAUGUACAUAUCAUAUAUACAUAGAGGCAAAUUGCUACAUAUAAAAAGAUUUGGGUGUUUAUGAAAUAAAAUUAUGGUUCAAUUCGUUUUAUCUGAAGCACAGUUCAGCCCAGGCCAGGCUGAGGUUUGGCCCUGGAAAGAAUGUGUCUCAAGUUUCCCUUCCCCUGGGAAGGGUGUAAUGCUGGCAGUGCCUUCUAUCAGUGUGGUCCCAGUGUGUCAGUGUUCAUUUUGAGAAUAUUUCUUUUUGAAUGUCUUUCAUAUAUGGGUUUUGAGAAAAGUAAUAAAAGCUUGUUGCAAAAAU
Suncus etruscus (white-toothed pygmy shrew) is the source of this 3333-nucleotide messenger RNA. It is a transcript of the gene RASSF5, whose product is annotated as Ras association domain family member 5. NCBI's taxonomy places the organism in Eukaryota, Metazoa, Chordata, Mammalia, Eulipotyphla, Soricidae. Gene Ontology annotation, cellular component: nucleus. Gene Ontology annotation, biological process: signal transduction. The record is from RefSeq and is a predicted model, not a curated record. The coding region runs from base 16 to 1272 and encodes 418 amino acids. The transcript has 6 exons.